Molecule: messenger RNA, 614 nt
Organism: Neurospora crassa OR74A
Lineage: Eukaryota; Fungi; Ascomycota; Sordariomycetes; Sordariales; Sordariaceae
Exons: 2
Coding region: 1-180 (59 amino acids)
Source: RefSeq, a predicted model, not a curated record
AUGGAUGGCCGUCUGCUCCGGUCAGGAACCGAAGACCGGAGGACCGUGUCGCAAAGCGUGAUUCCCCAUCUUCGAGUCACUCUUUUCGAUGUACAUCACCAAGUGUAUCGUGGCAUCACUUGGGAGCCAAACGGCGGUAAGACGGAGACCCCGCGCAGUGGAUUUUGUGUACAGGCUUAAAUGUAACCGCGAUUCCAUGAAUAUUCCCGCAGGCGACAGAGUCUUCCAGCUCUGUGUUCUGCUACUUUGUCAAGUUAGCACAACAGACUCCCAGGUUUUCCGCCACCAAGAAAAUCCCUCCCGCCAUUGUCCAUACGGAAAGGGCACAGGGCGUAGCACAAGCUACAAUCACCAACAGGGCCUAGGUAUAGAGGUCGCGUGGCGUCUCCUCCUGGUUCCUGGUGCUUUUUUUUUGUAUUUUCUCAGAUAGUGACAGAGCACCGUACUCUCCGAAGUAUCACUCUAUUCCUAACAUCUCUUGGCUUCCUCACGUCUCUGAGGCCCCUGUCCACUGGAUGAGCGAGUGGAAGGUGAGACAAGUAAGAUCAGGGAAGCGACAAUGCAAAGUAAAGUGAAGCCAGCCUUGACCAAAGCAAGCGCAAAAGAAGAUGCAG